Molecule: messenger RNA, 3428 nt
Organism: Dermochelys coriacea (leatherback sea turtle)
Lineage: Eukaryota; Metazoa; Chordata; Testudines; Dermochelyidae
Product: zinc finger protein 311-like
Exons: 6
Coding region: 1248-2012 (254 amino acids)
Biological process (GO): regulation of DNA-templated transcription
Source: RefSeq, a predicted model, not a curated record
AUCAUAGACCUUUUUGAGGAUGCAGACGAAACAUCAGAGGCAAUUGCAAACAACUUAAAAAGUUGUCUUCAAAAUGCCGGUCUGAGACAUAAUAAAAUUGUGGCGUAUGGAGCAGACAAUACAUCUGUUAAUUUUGGAAAACACAAGUCUGUUUUUGUGCACCUAAAAUGAAUGUUGGAUUUACCAAACCUUGUGCCAGGGCAUUGCAGUGCUCACAUACUAAACAAUGCGGCGAAACAUGGCUUGAAAAUGCUCUCUUAUGAUGUAGAGCACUUGGUCAUCAAUGUUUUCAGUGAAUUCUCAUCCAGUGAAAAGAAUAUUAGUGAACUUAAAGAGUUCUUUGACUUCAUGGGGACAGAAUAUUCAGAAAUCUUACCCCAUAUAUCUACACGUUUUCUGAUCCUUUUCACUGCAGUAGACAGGUUACUGAAGAAUUGGCCAGCACUCAAAUCUUACUUUGUGAGCAAAGGAGAGGAAAAUGUGUGCCGUGCAAUAUGGGCCUUCCUUUCUGAGCAAGAGCAUGCAGUGUCCAACGAUGAAAGUCUUACACUUCCCGAGCUGUACAUCUAUUUUGUGCACAACAUUAUGAGCCAAUUUAACAAUACCAUAAAGGUUCUUGAGAGUGAUUACGUUGAGGUAACUGAACUGUAUACUAAAUUCAACAAGCUGAGGAGAGAGAUUCAGAAUCGACAAGAGAGAGCAUUCUAUGGGUACAAGGUGACACAGUUCUUGAAGAAACUACCACCUAACAAGCAGAAUAAAUUUGUUGGAGAUGCCCAACGGGCUUACACACGCAUGGUACAGUACCUGGAAAAGUGGUUUGAUUUCAGUGAAAACUCUUUCUAUAAGUUGUGUGUGCCCCUCAAUCUGGACAGACCUCUUGAGCUAGACGAAUUGACUGCAAGCUUGGACAUUCAAGUGGACGGAGAUGAACUAUUUACAGAAAUGUGUACGCUGAAUGAUGUGCUACCGAUGCUAAAGAGUUUGACAAAUUAUGCUGAAUCGACACUGCAUUGGCAGCAACAAGAACACCAAAAUGUCUCCGAGGUGUGGGUAGAAUUCUUUAAGCGCUGCGAGGCCCCAAACUUACUUAAAAUUGUGCAGCAUGUGCUUGCUACACCACCCAGCAACACAUUUGUGGAAGGCAUUUUCAGUGUUAUGAAGAACCAACAAAAGGAACCAACAAAAGGAAUCGGCUCCAAGUGGACGUGGCAAAAGCUGAGCUAUUUGUGCACUUCAACUAUCAAAUGACAUGUGCCGAGUUUGCUGGAUUUUUGAAGACAGAAGCGACUAAGGAGCUUGUGGCAGCAGCAAGAAAAUAUCAGAAAGCCCAGCCGCUGUCCCCCGAUUGGGCAGACGGGCAGGCUCCAUGUGAGCUUCUCCCAGCCCAGCUCUGCGGGUGGCAGGUCGUGGUGGGUGCGAACGUCAAGGAAGAGAAUUCAGAGAAGAUGGCAUCCCCUGGGGCAUUAUGGGAAUAUCCUGGCUUCCAGAUGAAGUGGCUGCAGCCCCAUCCUGAGUGUGUAUCCCAGGAUGCGGGACAGGGUGAACCUCCAGGACCCCAGAACAAUACACCACAUAUCCCCAGAGAGGCACCCCAGCCCCUCCAGGAAAUAGCAUUUCCAGCGCUGCUGCCUGAGCUCAACUCCUCUCCCGCACCUGCGACGGAGAUGGGGCAAGGGUCCCUGGAGCAGCCAGCACUGAGAGGGGAGUCCCGGGGGCUGCAGGGGCCCAUGCAGUUUGAGGACGUGGCUGUGACCUUCACGGAGGCGGAGUGGGAGCUGCUGGACGAGGAGCAGAGGGAGCUGUACAGGGACGUCAUGCUGGAGAACUAUUGGAGCCUCCAGUCGCUGGGGUUCCACGUUCCCAAGCCAGAUGUAAUCUCCUGCAUGGAGCAAGGGCAGGUGCCGUGGGUCCCGGAUCCCCUGCCCACCCCUAAAAGGUGCCACACUACAGGGCCCUGUCACUCCAGACAUUGCACAAAUACUGGACCAGAAGGCAAAGCGCUGCCCUAAGAACUGCAGUCUAAAAAUACCACUACCGGAAUGGCGCGGGGGGGAAGGGUUGGAAUGGCAUCAAAUAUAUUGGUCUAGCAGCUGUAAUUCCCGAAUGCCCCAUUCCAUGUUUUUUCCAUUGGUUUAGGGCAAUCCAGGCAGUUUGGCUGAGUCCAGAGAGCUCAGGGGUUUGUGUGUGAUUGACCCAAGUAGAAUGGAAGGUCAAAUAAGGGACAGGAGUUUCUCUGGCCCAUUGAGAAGGUCUCAGUUGUGCUCCCCUUCCCUGCCGAGUCCUGCCCCUGCUCUGAUAGCAGAGUAUAAAAUGGCUGGAUUUCACUCCAAAACUAUGACUUCCACCCUGGGCACUUCAGUUCAGUCUUCUUUGUAGGCAGCCAAAAGGGUAUUGCUUUUUAUACUAUAUUCCCCCAGCCCUUUCUCCCAGCAUGCUUUGCCAUAGACAAGGCUGUUUAGUUGGCUGUCAUGGUGGAUUGUAUUUCCCAGCAUGCCUUGUCACAGGUAGGGCUGGUAAAAUGGCUGCCAUGGUGGAUGAAGCUUCCGAGAAUGCUUUGCCACAGGCAAGACUACAGAGAUGGCCAUUAUAAUGGUGGAAGGUUCCAAGGACAGGGCCGAGUUAGACAACCCCUCACAGCUGGCUUUCCUGUGUUCCAGCCAGCGUCAGGGUCAUGAGAGGUGGCAAGGAGCUGAGGUGGUGGCAGUAGGAAGCUCUCGAGAGGGUGGCGCUGCCCCAUGUCCCUUCCCCACAGCUGCUGAGCACAUGGGAGCAGUGCCACCCAUGCCCCAAAUGCGGUAAAAGCUUCCUCACCACCUCGGCCCUGCAGAUGCAUCGGAGGAACCGUUCUGUAGAGAAUCCAUUCUCGUGCAGGGCCUGCAGGCUGCAGUUCAGCCAGGGUUACAAUCUGAUCAAGCACCAAGCCCUGCACGGGGGGAGCGCCCCUACUGGUGCCCUGACUGCAGCCAGUUUUGCUGUCAGAGCAACUCCAUCAUGCACCGUUGCAUGGCCCAUGCCUGCACCGAGACCACCAAGAGCAUCACCGGAAGCUCCAAUGUUCUCAAGCACGGGGCCUGCACAGUCGACCGGCCGCAUCUUUGCUACCAAUGUGGGAAUAGCUUUGUCUCCAGGUCCAACCUGCAGGUGCACUGCCUCAGCCACAGAGGGGCGAGGCCCAACAAGUGCCCACAGUGUGGGAAAAGCUUCAUCCAGAACUCGCACCUCGCCCAGCACUUGAGAGUCCAUAUGCCCUGAUGGCCCAGGUGGUGGUGGGUGGCCGGCAUGGGACGGCACUCACUGCUCACAGACAUCAGACACAGUUUAGUAGAAGAAGAAACCUACAACCCUGGCAAGCUGAAAUGGGCAGUUCUGUGCUGCGUGGGUCUGCCCGUGAGCCUGCCCUUCAAAGUGAAAACAAAAAGUAUUUA